Messenger RNA from Lonchura striata (white-rumped munia), 1867 nucleotides. RefSeq names its product chromatin licensing and DNA replication factor 1 (gene CDT1). NCBI's taxonomy places the organism in Eukaryota, Metazoa, Chordata, Aves, Passeriformes, Estrildidae. Gene Ontology annotation, molecular function: DNA polymerase binding; DNA binding. Gene Ontology annotation, biological process: DNA replication preinitiation complex assembly; DNA replication checkpoint signaling; mitotic cell cycle. The record is from RefSeq and is a predicted model, not a curated record. Gene Ontology annotation, cellular component: nucleus.
AUGGCCCAGCUCCGCCUCACCGACUUCUUCAGCCAGACAAAAGCGACCACCGGAGCCCCGGCCAAGCGCAGCGGCGGCCGCCUGCUCAAGGCCGCCCUCGCCGGUGCCCCGGUGCACCGGGAGGAGGAGGAGGAUGGUGUCCCGGCGGGGCUCAGCGCCCGCUCGCUGCCGCUGCCCGGUUCGCCGCGCACCCCGGCCCGCGGGGGCCGCCCGGCCCUGCGGGGCAUGGCGGGCAGGAAGCGGAGCCGCCGGGACAUGGAAGCGGAGUCGCCGGUCGGGGCCCGGCUCGGGGAACCGAGCGGGAAGUCGGCGCGGAAGAGGCUGGAGCUGCCCCGGGACGCGGAGCCGGGGUCUCCGGGAGCGGCCACCAGCUCCUCGCCUCUGGCCGCUCCUGGACCCCCGGCACCCCUGGCCCAGGAGCUGGCCGUGUCCCCCGCGGGCCGUGGGCAGGACGCGGGGCCAGAGCCCAGCCCGGCGCGGCGCCUGCAGCGGGAGGACGUGGCCGAGCUGCAGGGCCGCCUGCAGAGGAUGAGGACGCUGGGCCGGGUCCCCUCUGUCCCCAGCGGGACCGGCGGGGACCUGCGGAGCCGCCUGGAGCGCGUGCGGCAGCUGGAGCUGCGCGCCCGGCAGAGGAGAGCGGCCGCCGGGGACACCGGGGCGGCAGCUCCCGAGGGCCACACCGGCCAGCAGCCCCCGGCCUACCAGCGCUUCCACACCCUGGCCCAGGACCUGCCCCCGGGGCUGACGCUGCCCUACAAGUUCAGGGUGCUGGCGGAGAUGUUCCGCAGCGUGGACACCAUCGCCGGGAUGCUCUUCAACCGCGCCGAGACCGUCACCUUCGCCAAGGUCAAGCAGGGCGUGCAGGACAUGAUGCGCAGGCAGUUUGAGGAGCAGCACUUGGGGCAGAUCAAGGCUGUGUACCCCAGCUCGUACCGGCUGCGCCAGGAGAAGAACGUCCCCACCCUCAGCAGCGGUGGAAAGAAGUCUGAGUAUCAGCUCACACUGGAGCCAGUCCUGGGGGAAGAGGAGAAGGUGGAUGGGCGCCCGCACCUGUCGGCGUCGCGGCUGCUGGAGCGCCGGAGGGAAUUCCACCGCAACCUGGUGAACAUCGUCAGGGAGCACCACAAGGCGUUCCUGGCUGCCCUCAGCCCUCCCAUGGUGGUGCCAGAGGAGAAGCUGACCCGGUGGCAUCCCCGCUUCAACGUGGACGAGGUGCCGGACAUCAGCCCCGCGGAGCUGCCGCGGCCGCCGCGCGAGGACAGGCUGAGCACGGCGCAGGAGGUGCUGAGCGCAGCCCGGGGCAUGCUGAGCCCCAAGAUGGAAAAAGCUCUUGCCAACCUGGCGCUCAGAACGGCCGAAGCCAGCGCGGGGGAGCCGGCGCUUCCCAAAUCCCCGGCCCCCGCCAGCACCUCGGGCGCGCUCAGAGGGGUGUCCCAGGGGCUGCUGGAGCGGGUGCGGGCCAAGGAGGCGGCGCGGCUGGCGGCGCUGCUGACGCGGGACGCGCGGCAGGAGCGGCGGGCGGCGCGGCUGGCGCGGCUGCCGGCCAUGGCGCGCGUCCUGCGCAGCGUCUUCGUGGCCGAGAAGAAGCCGGCGCUCGCCAUGGAGCUGCUCUGCGCCCGCCUGGCCGACAGCUGCCCCGAGCUGGUGGCGCCCGGUGAGAUGGAGAAACACGUUCGGCUCUUUGCGGAGCUGCUGCCCGACUGGGUGGGCAUCCACGCCCUCAGGACGGACACCUACGUCAAGCUGGACAAGGAGAAGGACCUGGGCCUCGUCACCGAGAGGCUCCACAAGGCAGCCAAGGAGGCUGGAGCCCUCUGAGCCCCUCCGGGGUUGGGUUUUUUUCUGUGCAAUCUCCUCAAAAUGUAGC